Arctia plantaginis is the source of this 2196-nucleotide messenger RNA. NCBI's taxonomy places the organism in Eukaryota, Metazoa, Arthropoda, Insecta, Lepidoptera, Erebidae. The record is from the annotation of a GenBank genome assembly.
AUGGCCACCCAACUAAUUCGUAAAAUUACUUUAUUGCAAUCUAAAAAAGAAGCAUUAUUUCAAAGAACGCAAGAAACUUACGAUCUCAGCUUAAAGGUUUCGGAUCAUAUCUCGCAAACUAAAUUCUUAUCGCGUAUAAAAUCAUUAGAACAUACUAGAACCGAAUUUCUAGAAACAGUAGAUGAUUUGAAUUUAUUGUUUAUGGAACAGGACAAAGAGGUCAAGCCUACCUACUCGGAAAUAAACUCAUUUGAUGAUUUGUAUUGUCAUAUUAAAAUGGUUGAGAACUCUCUUCUGCGGCCCGACUGCGUGCAGAAACCAAAAAUUACGCCAAAAUUGCCACCACUGCAAUUAGCCUGCUUCAAUGGUAACCCUAACAAUUGGGCAGUGUUUUAUCAGAACUUUAAAAGUCUCAUUCAUGAUAAUCCUCGACUCACCGCAGCCGAAAAGGUUCAAUACCUCGUAGGUAACCUCUCAAACAAAGCCUUAUCAGUUUGUUCUAGCAUUCCACCUAUUGGUGAGAAUUAUGACAUUAUUUGGAAUGCAUUAAUCGAAAAAUAUGAGGACAUUAGAGUUCAAGCUUCUAUGUACUUAGAACAGAUGUUAAAAUUUAAAUUAUAUUCAUUAGACGCCUUUAUUGAACGGUUUUGCUCAGCCGAAUCCGCGUUACGACGCUUAGGCAUUGAUGACCUCGCCGGUCUCAUCAUAACGCAUAUCGCAUUAUCUAAACUCGAUAGGGACACUCUUGCGCUAUUUGAACAGUCUUAUAGACAUGUCAAUAUACCUACAUUCGAAAAUCUUAAACAGUUUAUAAAGGAACAGGAUAAAAUUCAUACAUUACGCACACAGUCAUACUCAUGUAAUAAACAAUCUAACAUAACGCACUCUCAUAAAAAUAAUAACGCAAACUCAACUAAAAAUUCGAAAUACACUCAGUCGUUCAUAGUGAACACCACGCCAAAUAGUACGCUGGCUGGUAUACGCGACAUACCACUAGCGGAUGAUGAUUUUUACAUCCCUUCGGAAAUAAAUUGUUUGCUGGGUAACGAGUUAUUCCCGCAUUUAAUUCGCAACAAUAAGAUUAGCUUUCCUCCGUGUUCAGUUGUUGCCAUGGAAACCACGCUCGGUUAUAUAAUGAUGGGCAGAGCUCAGUGUGAUGACUCCGAUUUAAACACGAAAAAAAUUAAUAAAACAUUUUUCUGUUCUGCUCAAACGCAUAAUUUAGAAGACUUAACGCAACGCUUCUGGGAGCUCGAAAAGGUACCAGAUAAAGUUCACACAAGUCCUGACGAUGAAGUCUGCGAACGUAUCUUUCAGGCAACGCAUUCCCGCGACGAGACGAGUAGAUAUACUGUAACGCUCCCAUUUAAAUAUGAUCCCCUUUUGCUCGGAAACUCGUAUAAUAUCGCUAAAAAACGAUUAAAAAAUUUGGGAAGAAAAUUAGAUAACGCACUUGAAUUACGCUCCGAUUAUAACGCAACUAUACAAAAUUAUAUUGAUCAGGGUUACUUAUCAAAAGUCAACUCUGAUGCUCAAAUUCACAACUCUUAUUACCUACCGCAUAGGGCCGUCUAUCGGCCAGAUAAAAGUACGUCGAAGAUUCGCGUGGUUUUAGACGCCAGCGCUAAAACGACGUCGGGAAAGUCGCUUAAUGAUUUGUUGUUUACGGGUACCAACCUUCAACAAAACAUUUUUAAUUUAUUAAUUAAUUUACGCAUGUUUUCUAUAGCAAUGUCAGCGGACAUAGAAAAAAUGUAUUUUCAAGUACAACUCACGCCGGGUCACCGACCUUUUCAACGCAUUCUCUUUAGAUUUUAUUCUAGUUUAGAUAUUGACGAAUACGAAUUUAAUAGAGUGACAUUCGGAUUGUCUAGUUCUCCAUACCUCGCAAUGCGCGUCGUGCGUCAACUAGCAGACGACGAGCGUGCAAAGUGGCCGCUUGCCGCUUACGAGGCCGCGAGUCACAUGUAUAUGGAUGACUAUAUUUCAUCGGUAGACUCUGUAGAUGCCGCGGAGAAAAUAUACAAAGAAAUGAUAGAUUUGUUUUCGGCGGGAGGUUUUAAAUUGGUGAAAUGGAUCUCGAAUAGCUCGGAUUUAUUAAAUAAAAUUCCUAACUCAAUUAAAAGCCCGCAUCUUGUAGAUUUCGACGCUGCUCAAACAACUACGAAAAUUUGUAGGCAUGCUUUGGCAGCCUGA